Molecule: messenger RNA, 2448 nt
Organism: Aspergillus alliaceus
Lineage: Eukaryota; Fungi; Ascomycota; Eurotiomycetes; Eurotiales; Aspergillaceae
Product: Alpha/Beta hydrolase protein
Exons: 6
Coding region: 163-2448 (761 amino acids)
Biological process (GO): transmembrane transport; lipid catabolic process
Molecular function (GO): transmembrane transporter activity
Source: RefSeq, a predicted model, not a curated record
GCCGGAUUGGUAUAUUAGAACCCCAACUCUGCGACCAUGCACGUGGACUAGACCACCUGUUCGUUAUUUGUCCUAGAUAAAUCCCUUCCGCUACGGUUCUAUCCUCGUAGACUACUCGGAGCGCAUGCGACCCACGGUUUCGGCGUCGCAGGAAUUGGGAUCAUGGAUCACGGCCUUGUGGAGAAAGCCUCGAAGGAGACGGUCAGCUCUACGUUGGGCGGGUAUCUAUGCCCGCCCGGAGCUGGCGACCUCGAGUCUCAGCGUCGUCCCAGUGCCAAUCAUGACAAUGUCGAGCUCGAGCGUAUCAAUACGUAUCGGCUACAGCAGCAACUGACGGUUGGAUCAAACCGCAGUCGCAUUCCUCGGGAUCAAUGGCUUCCCAUGGGCGCGAGAAAAGAAUAUCCACCAGGUCUACCGGACGCGGAUGAAUACGUGGUUGAGUUCGAAGGGUCGGACGACCCUAUGCAUCCCCAGAACUGGCCGAUGAAAAGACGGGUUCUUAUAGGGUCGCUCUUGACGUUCUGUGCGCUCGUCACAGCAUAUGUGAGUGCUAUCUUUGCAACGGCCUCGGAGGGAGUGAUGAAGGAGUUCGGGUUCAGCAAAGAGGUUGCGGCGCUGGGUACAACGCUAUAUGUGUUGGGAUUCUCCGCUGGUCCGACGAUCUGGGCCCCGGCCUCUGAGCUGGUUGGACGACGAUGGCCGCUGUUGAUCGGCAUGUUCGGGUUUGAUAUCUUCACGAUCGCCUGCGCUACGGCGAAAGACACGCAGACCAUUAUGUUGGCACGAUUCUUCUCGGGAUUCUGCGCGGCGAGUGUCAUCGCUCUCGUCCCGGCAAGUCUGUCGGAUCUCUUUAACAACCAUCAUCGAGGGAUCGCGAUUGCCGUUUACACGAUGUCGGUGUUCACCGGGCCCUUCACCGCGCCAUUCAUAGGCGGGUUCACCGCAGAGAGUUAUUUGGGUUGGCGAUGGACAUUUUAUGUGCCGUCUAUAGUCGGGUUCUUCAGUUUGACCCUGAUGGCGCUCUUCGCACAAGAGACAUACGCGCCCACCAUUCUGGUCCAAAAGGCGGCCAUCCUGCGCCGUCAAACCAGAAACUGGGGCAUCCACGCACGACAAGACGAACAGGAGAUCGAUUUCCGGGAACUGGUAACCAAGAACCUAGCGCGGCCAUUCCUGAUCUUAUUCACCGAGCCCAUUGCCUUCCUCUUGACGCUGUACAUGGCUUUCAUCUAUGGACUGGCCUACGCGCUGCUGUCAGCGUACCCGAUCGUUUUUCAAGGCACCUAUGGCAUGACUGGUGGUGUGAGCGGACUGCCGUUUAUCGGGUUGAUUAUUGGGCAAAUAUCAGGGUGUACUUUAGUUCUCUCACUGCAGAAAUCGUAUUCUAGGAAACUGGAGGCCAAUGACAACGUGCCCGUACCUGAAUGGCGGCUCCCCCCUUGUAUCGUGGGUGGUAUUGCUUUUGCCGGAGGAUUGUUCUGGUUCGGUUGGACCGGUUGGAACCCGUCGAUCCAUUGGAUGGUUCCCACGGCGGCCGGCGUGAUGGUUGGAUUUGGCAUUACCUCCAUCUUCAUGCAGGGGUUCAAUUACCUGCUUGAUUCGUAUCUCAAUUUUCAAGAUAUCCCUACUACCCAACUCGACGACUUCAAGUUCUGGGUGCAAUACGCCGCGGCCACCUACUGCCAAAACAACUAUGUCGCCCCUGACGGCUACAAGCCCAACUGCGCCGUGGGUAACUGCCCGGAUGUAGAGUCGGCAGACACCUCAAUCAAGCUCAGUUUCUCUGAUGAUACCAUCACCGACACUGCCGGCUUCGUCGCCGUAGACAACACCAACAAGGCCAUCGUCGUCGCCUUCCGUGGCUCCUACUCCGUCCGCAACUGGAUCACUGACGCGACCUUCCCCCUGACCGACCCUGGCCUGUGCGAAGGCUGCAAGGCCGAGCUGGGUUUCUGGACCGCCUGGAAGGUUGUCCGAGACAGAAUCCUCAAAACCCUGGAUGAGCUCAAAUCCCAGCACGGAGACUACAAGAUCGUGGUUGUCGGCCACAGUCUCGGCGCCGCCAUCGCCUCCCUCGCCGCCGCGGACCUGCGCACUAAGAACUACGACGCCAUCCUGUACGCCUACGCUGCACCACGUGUGGCCAAUCGCGCUCUGGCCAAAUUCAUCACAGACCAGGGCAACAACUACCGCUUCACCCACAGAGACGAUCCCGUUCCCAAGCUGCCGCUCUUGACUAUGGGCUAUGUCCACAUCAGUCCCGAGUAUUAUAUCACCGCCCCCGAUAACUCGACCAUCACCGAAAAGGAUGUCACGGUCCUCGAGGGAGACGUUAACUUCAACGGAAACACCGGCACCGGGCUUCCUGAUGUGCUUGCCUUCCACUCACAUGUGUGGUACUUUAUUCAUGCGGAUGCUUGCAAGGGCCCUGGUCUGCCCUUACGUUGA